CGCAAAUGUCAAAUUGCAAUAUUGCUUUCUUAGAUGAAUUGCUUCGAUGUGGCCAUUUUAACCCCCACGGAAUUAGCACCAAUAUGUAGAAUAGAAUAGAAUAGAAAUGUUUGAUUGCAACCAUGUGUUCGUACAAAUUGUGGUGUUAUAAAAAUACAGAAGUAAGUACAAUUCCAAGUAUGACAAGAGCAAAGAAAUCCGCCUAUCAACUACAUAUCCAAAAACGGAGUCUUAUUACAGUCUUUCUGAUAUUGUUCCUUUUAUUUUGUACAGCCAACGUGGUGAUAUACGAUUUCGGCAUGAUAAAAAAAUUAAUGAGCCCUGCAAAGAAUCACACGAGAUAUCCCACUAUGGUAUGGUACACCAGACAGUUGAUUAAACCUUUGCAGUCAACAAUAACUUGCUACGAGGGCGACCGUUGCAACCACUCAAAAGUAUUCAACUGUAGUGUGUAUCACAACUUAAAGCAAACGGUCCCGCAUGACCCUGAAGCCUACCUCUUCUAUGGGUACGACCUGAACAGAUUCCCCUUACCGCGAAACCCCAAAACCAUCUGGGGUUUGUUUUACGACGAAUCGCCAAAGCUAAAACCGAUGAUGAUGUUCGAAAAGGCGUUAAACCUAUUCAACUUUUCGAUGACCUUCAGCCGUCACAGCGACGUGCCUUUACUCUUCAGCCUCCUCCUCACACCCUACAUAAACAGUUUGGAGUACUACGUAACGACAUCGGUGAAGAAAAACGUGUACAAGAAUUAUGCGCCAAUUGUAUUUUUCCAACAAAACUGCGCUACACUUACAGAGCGUGAAGCGUUCGUUGAAGAACUACAGAAGUACAUUGACAUUGAUUCCUACGGUCCAUGCCUCAACAACAAGGAUUUGCCCACCAAAAUCUUGCAGUCCUCAGAAAUGCUGGACGGACGGCUUUUGAAGACAUUCCUUGCAAGAUACAGGUUCCAAAUCAGCAUAGAAAACGCUGUUUGCACCGAUUAUGUGACGGAGAAGUUGUGGCGGUCUUUGGAGAUCGGCGUAGUUCCUAUCUACUUCGGAUCGCCGCUGAUCAGGGACUGGCUGCCCAACAACAAGUCAGCCAUAUUGGUUGAAGACUUCCGCUCGCCGAAGCUGCUCAGUGAGUACCUGCACUACCUCCUGAAGAACGACACAGCGUACGAAGAACAUCUCGAGCACAAGACGUUGAGACUCGUCUCGAACCAGAGACUUCUGGACCUGAUAAAGAAGAGGUAUACAUUACACGAAUCGUGCGAAGAACCACCAGAGAAGAAGUUCCUCUGCUUGAUCUGCGAGAGGAUUCAUGCCAAGAAUAGCACCAGAGUUAACAUAGUGACAAAGAAACACUACGACUGUCCAGUUCCGCCGAAAUCUGCGCUGACGCAAAACGCAUUGGAUCCAAACAGCACGUGGAUGAUGAGUCUAGAUAAAUGUAAAAGCAAACUGGAUAACUUAUAUACGGAGAUUAAUGAUUCGGAUAAGACUCCAAGAGUUUCGGCAACGAGUUGGUACCGUUGGUAAUGUAUAAAAAAAA
Messenger RNA from Pectinophora gossypiella (pink bollworm), 1539 nucleotides. Its product is annotated as alpha-(1,3)-fucosyltransferase 10-like. The transcript has 2 exons. Gene Ontology annotation, cellular component: membrane. Bases 123 to 1526 code for a protein of 467 amino acids. Gene Ontology annotation, molecular function: alpha-(1->3)-fucosyltransferase activity. NCBI's taxonomy places the organism in Eukaryota, Metazoa, Arthropoda, Insecta, Lepidoptera, Gelechiidae. The record is from RefSeq and is a predicted model, not a curated record.